This is a messenger RNA of Bolinopsis microptera, 804 nucleotides long. RefSeq lists its product as uncharacterized. The coding region runs from base 37 to 528 and encodes 163 amino acids. NCBI's taxonomy places the organism in Eukaryota, Metazoa, Ctenophora, Tentaculata, Lobata, Bolinopsidae. The record is from RefSeq and is a predicted model, not a curated record. The transcript has 4 exons.
UGAUAAAACUUUACAGUUUUAACUUUAUCAGAAGUUAUGGCGGCGGUUAGAUUUCUACUAAUCAUAUCCCUCUCCUGUCUUCACGUUUCACUUGCCCGACCCAAGACUGCUUUUAGGUUUAGGGUGGACAAUUCGAAGAUAAAAUCUCUUGAUGCCAUGGAAUUGCUUGAAUUGCUUGGCGAAGGAGGUCUCAGCCCCGAAUACAUGAAGAUCUACGACUCUGACGACUUUGACCCCGUUAAGAGAAAUGAAGGUCAGGCCUGUAAAAGCGUAGAGGUGAUUGAGGAUCUCUCCGACGAUUACUUUCCAAGGUAUGUAAAGAAUAUUGUUUGUGUGGACACUGGAUAUACUUGCAAACCCUCGGACGGAUCUUUCUCUUGCGUCAAGACGACAAUAGUGAAGCAUGUUUUAAAACGCGAGGACCGCUAUGUACUUGAGCACGUGGACGACAGUGGCAAAACGGAGUAUUUCGACCUAUGGAAGAGACAGGAGAUAGAAAUUGGAGUUGGAUGCGAAUGCUCUAACUGAAAACUGGAUUCGAGUGAACGGCGAUGUACUUAUAUAUUUAAACACUAUUAUAUAAAUAACUACAGAACAGUGUCAAAAUAUAGUCAUAUUGAAGUUUAUUUUUAUAAAGACAACACUGAAAAUAGCGAAACUAUUUCAUCGUUCUGUUUGCAAAUAUCUUUUAUUGUUUUUCAUUUCAUUCGAAGAAAAAGCAAAUGAUUUAUGAUUGAUUGUUGCUAAUAUAUAAGGUUAAUGAUGCAGUAUGUACAUUGUACGACGUUGCUUGAAUAGUUACUU